This is a messenger RNA of Paramuricea clavata, 1730 nucleotides long. The record is from the annotation of a GenBank genome assembly. NCBI's taxonomy places the organism in Eukaryota, Metazoa, Cnidaria, Anthozoa, Malacalcyonacea, Plexauridae.
GGGUUACAGCACAUUGGACUGAUAGCGAAACGCUCAACCGAGUGAGCGCAGCUCUUGCAUGCCAUCGUCUAAAAGGCAGGCACACCUACGAUGUUCUAGCGGCAAAACUUGAAGAAAUCCAUACUGAGUAUGAAAUUGUCUCAAAGAUUGUCAAGACCACAACUGACAAUGGGUCGAACUUUGUAAAGGCAUUUUCUGUCUUUGCUGUUAAUUCAGAACAACCAGAAGAACCGGAGGAGACCGAGGGAGAUGAAUCCACCUUUCAUGAUGUUUAUGGCGACCUAACUGAAGCAGCUGAAAGCUUCGAGUAUCAGCUUCCCCCUCAUCAACGCUGUGCUGCCCACACCCUUAAUCUCAUAUCGACAGUGGAUGCAGAGAAGGCUGAGAAAGAUCCUACUUACAAACGGUUAACAAGGGGAACUUUUGCAAAAUGCCAGGCUCUUUGGAACAAAGCAUCUCGGUCAACUCAAGCUGCUGAAGUUGUCCAAGGAGAGUGCAGUUUCGUUCUACUGAAGCCCAAUGCAACACGCUGGAAUUCCGUCUUCAUGGCUGUUGAACGACUAAACCACAUUGUCAAGACAAAGGGUGAAAAUGCCAUUCACAAACUCUAUGCUGAGUUUAAUGUUUCAAAGUAAGUACGACGUAAGAACUUCUUAAGAUGAUGUUAUACAGAUUUCUACUAACUAUUUUAAUGCAACAUGUUGCUGCAGAUAAUUUCAUGCAACAUGUUUUUCCAUUUAAAGGUUUAACACCAUCCCACUAAGACAUUUCUAAAUAAUACUGAAAAAUGAAAAUUAAAGCAAGAAUAAUUAUUUCAUAUAAUAACUGUUCUAAUCUUUUUCAUUUCUCAGUACUAUUUAUUUGUACAUUAAAUGUGUGUUAAAAUUUCAGUUUUUGUUUUCAGACUGAAACCAGGUGAGAUUCAAUUCUUGAAAGAUUAUGCCCAAGUCAUGAAGCCCAUGGCACAAGCGUUAAACAUAUUGCAAGGAGAAUGCAAUCACUCGAAUGCCUACAUGGGAUACCUUGCACCUACCAUCGCUUUGCUGAAAGAGAAACUUCAGAAGAAGAAUGGAAUUGCGACUGUAAAACCUCUAGUGACGGCCCUGUUGGAUGGUAUUGACAAGCGAUUCGAUUAUAUUUUUGAUGACGAAAAGAUAAUUGCUGCGGCAUUGCUUCAUCCAAAGUUUAAAGAUAACUGGACAAACGAUGAAGAUAUGCUCAAGAAAGGUAUAGACAGCUUUGGCUAUCUGACACAAUCAAUCAGGGUUCAAACUAUAUUUGAAAAAAAUGUGGUUGAAUAACAGGGUAUUUUCUUCUUUCUUUUAUCUAUUCAACUAUAAAAUUGUUUUUAUUCUUUAUUUAUUGCAGGUAUGGACUUCAUCAAUGAUCGACUUGAAAGUGACACAGGUGUCGGAGCGUUACGAGAAGCUGAAACGUCGAUUUCCUCUGUAGAAGAUGAUGAGAAUAAUUUUUUCUUUACUAAAACGAAGACAAGUGCAUCUGAGCUGCAGUUAUUUCUGGAAAGCCACACGGAAGAGUUAUCUGUAUAUGCAAGUUGGCCGAAGCUGCACCAGCUUUUCAUUGAACUGAACACACCGGUGCCUGCAAGCGCAGCUUGUGAAAGAUUGUUCAGCUGUGCAGGACUAAUUUUUAGACCACAUCGUUCCUCAAUGACAGAUCGUAAUUUUGAAAAUUCUCUUCUGGUCAAAUUAAAUAAAAAUUUUGUCUAA